Betta splendens (Siamese fighting fish) is the source of this 2402-nucleotide messenger RNA. It is a transcript of the gene ankk1, whose product is annotated as ankyrin repeat and kinase domain containing 1. Gene Ontology annotation, molecular function: protein kinase activity; protein binding; ATP binding. Lineage: Eukaryota; Metazoa; Chordata; Actinopteri; Anabantiformes; Osphronemidae. Gene Ontology annotation, biological process: protein phosphorylation. The record is from RefSeq and is a predicted model, not a curated record.
GGAGGAGGGGGCCCUCAUGGACGGCUGCCAGCGCCCCCUGGAGCAGGUCGGCAGCUUCAGGAAGGACCACUUCGAGGCGGACUGGAUUAAGGUGGCGGAGGGCAGGUUCAGCCAAGUCUAUCAGGUCAAGUCCAAGCGGUGGCGGGAGAAAUGCGCGCUCAAGUGCUUGGACCCGUCGGGUUCCGCCGACUCGUUCAGGCGGGUCGCGGCGGCCGUGGCCGGCGCCGCCGCCGCGCGCUCCGGGCACGUGGCGGCCGUCUACGGGCUGUGCGAGGAGGCGCGCGCCCUGGUGCUGGAGUACAUGAGCGGCGGGUCGCUGAGCGGCCUGCUGGCCAGCCACAGCCUGACGUGGCCCAAGAAGCUGCAGAUGAUCCACGAGGCCUCCGUGGGCAUCAGCUACCUGCACGGCAUGACCCCCCCGCUGCUGCACCUCAACCUCAAGACGUCCAACCUCCUGCUGGACGAGCACCUGCACGUCAAGAUCUCCGAUUUCUGCAUGAUCCACUGGGAGGAGGGAAUGAGCGUGAGGUCGCUGGUGGAGGGGCUGACGGCGAGGGGAAACGCGAGUUACAUCCCUCCGGAGGCUUUCACGCCGUGCCCCGAACCUCCAGGAGCCGCCUUUGAUGUUUACAGCUUUGCAAUUGUGAUGUGGGAGAUAAUGUCACAGCAGAAACCACAUGCAGGGUGCAGCGUGCCCGCGGUGCUCCUGCAGGCGUCCAGCGGCAAGAGGCCGUCCGUGGGCAUGAUCCCGGAGCCCCGGCCCAGCGAGUGCGAUCCGAGCAUCAGGCUGAUGCAGCGGUGCUGGGACCAGGACCCCAGGAAGAGGCCCCUGUUCCCAGACAUCGUGGGGAAAACAGAAGCUCUGAGCGAAGUCCUCAAGAUCCCGGGGCCGAUCCAGUGCCACAGGAACGUCAGCGGGGAGCAGAACCCAUCGAGUUCUCGGCCGGAUUCGCCCGGACACAAUAUUGCUUUGCCUGAGAAGCCUGACCUUCCCUCAGAUGACCAACACGGGCAAAACGGGCUCCUGGCGCUGCUGUCCACAAAGGACUUCAGCAGCUUCAGGCGCUCGGUGAAGGGAGAGCACGUCCUCGCCCAGUUCUCGGAGGAGAAGAGCCUCCUCCACUACACGGUGGCCAGCGGGGACGCGGGCAGCGUGGAGCACGUCCUGAGCCUGGGCGCCCACGUCAACUGCAGCACGGCCAGGGGCUACACCCCGCUCAUCGUCGCGGUUCUGAAGAGGCUGCACGAGAUCGCCGCGCUGCACGCGGCGCCGACCCCGACCGGGGGCGACGAGGACCAGUGGACGGCGCUGCACUUCGCCGCGCAGGGCGGCGACGACCGGAGCGUGCGCCUGCUGCUGGACCGCGGCGCGGCGGCGGAGGCCCGCGAGCGGUCCGGGUGGACGGCGCUGCACCUCGCCUGCCAGAACGGACACGAGGCGGCCGUGCGCCUGCUGCUCUCGCGGCUGCCGCCGGACGCGGCGGGGGCGCGGGAGCGCGAGCACGGCCGCACGCCGCUGCACCUGGCGUGCGCCUACGGGCACCUGGGCAUCGCCAAGCUGCUGCUCUCCAAGGGGGCGGACCCCGGCGCCGCCGACUCCUCCCUCGCCACCGCGCUCCACCUAUCGGCCGAGGAGGGUCACAACAGGCUGGUGCGACUCCUGGUGAAGACCGGGGUGAACGUCGGCGGCGCGGACAGCGGAGGCUUCACCCCGCUGCACCGGGCGGCCCUGAGGGGCCACGCGGGCAUCUGCAGGCAGCUGCUGGCGAACGGCGCCGACCCGAACGCCAGGACGCUGCAGGACUGGACCCCCGUGCACCUGGCGGCCGCCAGGGGCCACGGCGCCGCGCUGGUGCAGCUGGCCGACCAGGGCGGCUGCGUGAACGCCGCGGGCCGGGACGGCUGGACGCCGCUGCACCUCGCCUGCCGCCAGCGCGAGCCCGAGGCGGCGGCCGCGCUGCUGGCGGCGGGGGCCGAGGCCGACGGCAGGGAGCGCGCGGGCCGCACGCCGCUGCACGUGGCGUGCGCCGCCGGCGCCGUCCCCGGCGUCCUCCGCCUGAUCGCGCAUGGCGCCGACGUGAACGCGGCGGGCGCCGGCGGGGCGACGCCGCUGCACGAGGCCGCCCGGCACGGCUGCGAGCCGGCGGCGAAGGCGCUGCUGCUGAACGGGGCGGACGCGACGCUGCUGGACUCCUCCGGAGCGUCGGCUCUGAGCGUGGCCUCCCGGUGUGAGAAGUGGGAAAUAGUGCAGCUGCUGGAGAAGGACCAACAGACGCAUCAGUAACGGAGCUGCAUGAGGCCAUUAAAAUAAAGCCUGGCUCCCGUCAUGUCGUCAUAUAUUUAAAAACAUGUAGCCAAUUGCUAGUAUGUCGUAGAAAUAAACGAGCCUUUUGCACCAGUAA